Molecule: messenger RNA, 2092 nt
Organism: Coregonus clupeaformis (lake whitefish)
Lineage: Eukaryota; Metazoa; Chordata; Actinopteri; Salmoniformes; Salmonidae
Exons: 13
Coding region: 1-1827 (608 amino acids)
Source: RefSeq, a predicted model, not a curated record
AUGGUGAAAAUGUCCAACGUGAAUGUGUUUCUGUCCUUGUGGGCUGGACCCUCCAACCAGUCUAACCCAUUGAGACUAAACCAGCCACCUUACUGCAGCCUGCCUCCUCCUCUCAGGGCUCGCGUGAACUGCCCACAUCACUUCCCACUGACGGUGAAGGACCUGGAUGGGGACACGGUGCGCUGUCGCUUUGCCCGGGCUGACCUUGGAGAAUGCCUUGACUGCCCCCAGCACAAUUUUCUGAAGAUGGAGGAGGAGUCGUGUACGCUGUUGUACAAUGGUAAAUCAUCCGCUGGCCAAUACUCUGUGCAGCUGAUGGUGGAGGACUUUCCAAGUCAAACCCAAACCGCCAAACCCAAAGCACUCAGUUCCAUCCCACUGCACCUGUCCCUUACAGUGGAGGAGGCGUCCUCAAGCUGCAUUUCCGAGCUGGUCACUACAGGACUAACACCAACAGGCGGAGCCACCAUCUACGUUCUGCCCUACGAGCAGAUCAACGUGUCUGUCACCUUUUGUUCUGACCUAGAGAGCGUAUCAGAGAUAGUGAUGGUUGGUCCCCCUGGCCUCUUCAGGACAGCGCUGGAAACCAAAGGUUCCCUGGCCACCAUGAAUCUCACAUGGAUCCGGGGCCCCAAUAACCUGCCUCCUCUUUUGCCACUUUGUUUCAUGGCCAACACCAACAGUUUGCAGUCUGAACCAAGAUGUGUGUGGCUUUACCAAAGACAGAUGGAGACCAUUCCCACUGGAACAGCGCUAGAAGUCCCACCUAUUAUUUGUAUUAUUUCUCUCCUCCCAGAGCUGACAUGUGGGAAGACUGAGAUUAAUCUGGUUCUCCCCAUUUCCACCCUGAAGAACCUGAUUGUGUCAGAGCUCCAGCUCAACCACCCUUCCUGUAGUGUCACCUCCAACUCCACCCAUGUGAUGGCCCGCAUCUCUCUGACUGGCUGCGGCACUAAGAGAGUGCACUCUGGUUCAGAGAUGGUGUACACCAACACCCUGCGAAGCGUGCGCACCACCGUCAUCAGUCGGCUGCCCACCUUGAUUAUGCCGCUCGCCUGCCGUUUCCCCGGGGUCGAGGCCAAGGGCCCGCGGUACGCCAUCAACAUGCCGUCGGAGCAGGAGACCUUCGGCAUCGUCAAGUUCUGGUUGGAGUUCUACCGGCCUGGGGAGGGGCCCAUGGCUAAAAGCACCAAAUUCCCCAUGUUCCGACACCUCCUCCCUCCCUCCCAGCGUGUCCGCCGAGAGACGUCGGUCCGCACCGCGAGCAGGCUGGACACACUGGACCUGCAUGUGUUCUCCAACACCUCUCUGGACAGGGCAGAGCUGAUGGUGGGCAAGUGCAUGGAGUCCGAGACAGAAGACAUGGCUGACAGCUUCUAUAUCCUGGAACAGGGGUGUACGGCUGGAAAUGGAACCCUGGAGAUUCUGACCUCAACCUCCACUGCCAGGGUGUACCGAAUCGACCUGAGCACUAUCAACACUAAAGGAACCACGAUGUACGUGGAGUGUACAGUGUAUCUCUGUGUCACCACGAGGCCCUCUCAGAAGUGUCCUGAUCAGUGUGACAGGGACAGCAGCAACCAGGUAACGGUUGACAACAUGCUGACCAGGAGCUAUAGCGUCCGCUCCGGCCCCGUUAGACUCGUACCCACCACCGCUGCACUGGCAACCACCACUGUGUUCACAACUACCAUCCCCACCGCCACUAGUACCACAGCAGCACCAACUACCACAGCCUCAAAUGCUCCAGCUGAGGACUCAACCAUGGCAGUGGGCGUGGUCUUGGCUGUCGUUCAUGUCUUUCUUCAAGGCCUACUUCAUCACUGAAGAAACAAGGCUUAGAAUACCUAUGAUGUUAAAUUGUAGCUCUCAUGUGGAUUUCUGCAUACUAAUUGACAUCAUUUAAAGCACACAUCACAAGAAGCCAAUGGAAUUAGUGAUAUGACACACUUCUUACUUUGAAUGGGCCUUUUGAAUAUUUUUCAAGAUACUUAUUUUUGUACAGUAUACUCCCCAUGAUGGUUUCUACAUUUCCCCAGAGGACAUUAGUAUGAAAUUUGUGCAUGUAAAGCAUGAAACACUGAGAAUCUCA